AUGACUCGCGUGUUGCACGACGCAAGAGAGGGCUUCGUGAGGGACGCUUCUACGUCGUGGGUCAAGGCCGAGCCGCUCAUCAGCACGGUCGUUCCAGCAGUAGCACGAAUGCAUGCAACGCUCGCGGAGCUCGAGUGUGUGCUCAAGGUGCUGAGCGACGAGCUGCAGUUGGUGCGGGACACGUGGCAGACCAGGGACAUGAGCGACGCGGCAGCAGAGAAAGAGCGCGUAGAGCUGCGGCGCACGCUGCGACACCAGAAAGCGCAGCCGCUGUGGGCGGAACAGCGGACGUACGUGUGGGACCGCAUCUGGCCGUGUGCUCCAACGAGUGGAAUGCUCUCGGUCAGAGUUGGUUUGCGUCUUCCUGGCAAUCGCACGGUUGCUUCCACGUCGGGUCAGGGUCGCGCCGCUCGUCAACAUUGCUGGGACGGCCGUGACACCGAUGCACGAUUCCGGUUCGAGAGGCUGGACUACCUGGUGUUGGACGCCAUCAACGAGCGUUCGAAAUUGCAGCUGUUCAUCCCGGUAGCUGCAUCGUUCGGCAGGGCGGCCCAGCGUUCCACAUGCUGUUCAUUACUCGGGGCACGCUCUCGAGCAUUGAGUCCAAGCGUUGCCAGUCCAACACGCUGGUCAAUUCCGUCACGCUGCCACCAGGAGAUUUCGUUUGACCUGGUGUCUGAACCCCAGGUCACGUGUUGA
Klebsormidium nitens is the source of this 699-nucleotide messenger RNA. The record is from the annotation of a GenBank genome assembly. Lineage: Eukaryota; Viridiplantae; Streptophyta; Klebsormidiophyceae; Klebsormidiales; Klebsormidiaceae.